This is a messenger RNA of Chlorella variabilis, 1548 nucleotides long. RefSeq lists its product as hypothetical. The coding region runs from base 1 to 1548 and encodes 515 amino acids. NCBI's taxonomy places the organism in Eukaryota, Viridiplantae, Chlorophyta, Trebouxiophyceae, Chlorellales, Chlorellaceae. The record is from RefSeq and is a predicted model, not a curated record. Gene Ontology annotation, biological process: SNARE complex assembly. Gene Ontology annotation, cellular component: endosome; lytic vacuole. Gene Ontology annotation, molecular function: SNARE binding. The transcript is spliced from 4 exons.
AUGUCUUGCGGGGUAUGCGAGGCCGCCAACACGCCGCUGGUCUGCGACCAGUGCUUCGCAGGCUCCCCCUGCCUGUCCGAUAAGCGCAGCUUGCUGGAGCAGCGGGAUGCCGCGGCGCAGCAGCUGAAGGCUGUGUUGGCAGACAAGGUGUGCUCGCCGCCGGCCGACCUGCCCGCUGCCCAGCGUCUGCGGUUGGCGCACCGCCUCAACGACUCUUGCGCUCCCCCCCUGCUGGCGUGCUACCAGGUGGCGCACCAGCAGCAACAGCGGCAGCUGUUGCACCUUGCCGAAGAGCUGCGUGCAACCCGCCAGCAUGCCGCCGAGGUCGACCGCCAGCUGCAGGUGGAGCGUCGUGGCAUACUGGCGGGCCAUCAACAGCAGCAGCAGCGGCAGCUGCGCCUGCGUGAGGUGCAGCAGGACCUGGAUGCACUGUCCCGCCAGAUGGAGGCCCUGACAGCGCCGCAUCGCAACCAAAAGGUGCAGGCCUGCGUCCGCAGCCUCGAGGCGCUGGCACGAGAGCAGCGCACCAAGGUGGUGUCACGAGCCAUGGAGAUUUUGCCGCUCAAGCUUGUGCCUUUGACUUGCCCAGUCGCAUCCAACAGCGGCAGCCGCAGCAGCCUUGGUGCCGCAGCCCAGCGCGACUGCGCCGCAGUCUGCUCCCUGGUACUGCCUGACAAGCCAGUCGGCAUGACGGAGCUGGCACAGCUCGCUGGCUCGCUGGGCAGCGCGCUGGGCUACCUGGCACUGCUCCUGGACCUGCUGUCCCGCUUCCUGCAGCUCCCUGUGGCGCAUCGUGCCGCCUUCCAGGGCUCCACGUCGCGGCUGUGGCAGCCCGAUGGGUUCUUUGAUAUGCGCCCCUUGCCCCCCAACGAUGCCCUACGGCUGAGUUGGCCCGCGGCUGCCGAUGGCGGCCGCAGCGGCUUGGGCCUGAGCGCCCUUGGAGGUGGCGGCAGCGCUGCUGCCACACAGCAACAACAGCGCCGUAUGGAACAGCAGCUGCAGGCUGCGCUGCACGAGCUGCAGCGCUCAGCGGGCUUGCUGGUGUAUGCCAGAUUGGGGCCAGAGGCAGCAUUUAAAGUGCCAGAGGACCGCUUGCCCUUUACCUGGCUGGCCAAGCUCUGCAAGCUUCUGGCGCUGGAGCCGCGGUCAAGCACUGGGCGCGUGGCGGUGCCAAGGGCAGGCCCCUUGCACGCCAGCGCUGUACUGGGGCGCAGCAGUUUGCUAGCUGGCAGCGCCUCCAGCAGCCAAAUGGACCUGGACUGUCCAACCCUGCUGACCUCGGAGGGGCCCACUACCUAUGAGGCGCCCGAGGAGGAUUGGGAGCACUUGCCGCGGCCGGCGUACGGCAUGAUGCCACCACGCCCCUGGGAGUUGGAGGAUGUCGAGCACUGGGAGCAGGCAAAUUUUGCUGACGGUGGCGGUGCAGGCGGAGGCGGCAUCGGGGGCAGCACCGUGUCGUACGGAAGCAGCCCAAUAGCGGCGCUGCAUGCCUGGUUCACUAACCGCACACGUAUGUACCUUGGCACCGCCCAGCCCACUGGGAGCUGA